CCAAUCUAAUCUGCAGCUGCACCAAAGUUUUUAAGAACAUACCACACGGCUACAACUUAUCAUUUUAAAACAAAAAAAAAAAAUAUCAUCGGAUAGAGAACAGGGGAAGAGAGAGCGCGAAUGGUUCAUCUAAUGAAACCUGUAAUGCUGCGAUGGCUUCGGUGGCAGCACCGUUGCUACUCCCGCACAACACUCCACCAUUAUCUCUUCCACUCACCCUCCUCAACACUCUACACCCUCACUACCUCCCUACAACCACCUCUCAUCUCCACCGUAGUCCCUUCCUUUCAUCGUACCCUCCAUUUCCGAUCACAAGGCCUCAAAUCACCCUACGCUUUGGAUUCCAGAUACAGCAACAUCGACGACUCGGAUGAUCCCAAUGCAAGGAAGAGCCGCAACGAGAAGAAGCGCGAGGCUCGGCGCGCCGUCGGAUGGGGAAUGGAGCUCGCCGCUUUCUCUACUCCUCAAAUCAAACGUAUUCUCAGAGUCGCUUCUCUUGAACCCGAGGUCUUCGAUGCUAUCAUGCUAGUGAAGAGAUUAGGCCGUGAUGUUCGAGAAGGAAAGCGAAGGCAGUUCAAUUAUAUAGGAAGAUUGCUAAGGGACGCAGAGCCUGAAUUGAUGGAUGGUCUUAUUCAGGCUACAAAAGAUGGUGACCAGAAUAAGUUUCAGGCUUUAUCUGGUUCAGAAAUGUGGGACAUUGAAGAUGAUGAUGAUGAGGUAGAAGAAACCGAAUAUGAAGAUGAAGAGGAGGGGUCCCAUAAUUACAUUAAUAUGGCAACCAGAUGGUCUGAUGGGCUGAUAAAUAAGGAUGCCGACAUUACCAAGGAAAUUUAUUCGGUUCAAGAUGUUGAUUUUGACCGUCAGGAAUUGCGGAGACUUGUGAGGGAAGUGCACUCUAUGCAAGAGCGCCAAGUCACUUCAGAGGAGAAUGAGGGGGAAGCAGAUGCAGCAUUAAAUGGUGCCGAAAGGUCCCUUGCACGUUUUCUUCGAACCCUUGCAAAACAGCUACAAACCAAGUAGAAUUUCAUUAUUGGCCUAUCGACAUUUUGUCCUUGUUCAUUAGUUCCCCAUAGAGCUAUUGUGGCAUUCUCAGUGAGUUGGGGAAGUGAAUGCCUAAACCACCAAAUUCCCCAAUUCUUCUUCAAAAUAUUGCCAGCUCCACCACGCCACUGCCUUUAGCCAGACGAGUUAUCUUUGUUGGAGGUGCUGUUGUAGAUGAGUCGAUGAUUAUUUUUGCAAAGAAGGCCUAUAGUUGAAGUGGUCCACAUGAGAGAGAGAGAGAGAGAGAGAGAGAGAGAGAGGCUCUUGAGUCUUGAUUCUUUUUAUCUAUUUGACUUAUGGAUUGGCAUAGCUGGUUCACUUGUACCUGAGUUAGUCCUUUGCAUUCAAUUUUGUACCCUCAUAAUUUUGGCUAACAAGUCUGGGAAAGGAGCCCCUAGCAAUAUCAUGAAGAUGCAUAUUUGUUUAGUUGGCAAGUGAAAUUUAUGAGUGAUACCCUCUACUA
This is a messenger RNA of Camellia sinensis, 1504 nucleotides long. RefSeq names its product kinesin-like protein. NCBI's taxonomy places the organism in Eukaryota, Viridiplantae, Streptophyta, Magnoliopsida, Ericales, Theaceae. The record is from RefSeq and is a predicted model, not a curated record.